Cryptococcus wingfieldii CBS 7118 is the source of this 1176-nucleotide messenger RNA. Its product is annotated as white collar 2 protein. The record is from RefSeq and is a predicted model, not a curated record. Gene Ontology annotation, molecular function: zinc ion binding; sequence-specific DNA binding. Gene Ontology annotation, biological process: regulation of DNA-templated transcription. The transcript has 5 exons. Lineage: Eukaryota; Fungi; Basidiomycota; Tremellomycetes; Tremellales; Cryptococcaceae. Bases 1 to 1176 code for a protein of 391 amino acids.
AUGUCCCUCCUCGCAGCCUCCCUCGCAGGCGCAAAGUACCAGGUCUCCACAAAUGAGGAGCGCGAGUCCUCCACAAACGGCGCAGCAGAGUUCCAAAGGCGAAAGAAGUGGCCCGAAGUCCUUCUUAAAGAGCUCGUGGGAUGUGCAGUCUUCUGUAUCAAGCCCAGUCUUAGUCCAGACAGUCAACAGUUCCAGAACGGCGAAGCCUGGAGCUGGAGGACCGUCUAUGCGUCCCCGUCCGUAACUGAAAUGCUCGGCAAAAGGCCCAAUGAACUUGAGGGCAAAGACUUUCUCGAUCUCGUCUUGUCCCACGAUCGUCCUCAGCUUGAAUCAUUCUUCAACACCCUCCUCGCCCCACCCCUUCUCAACAUCAACCCCCAAACGAUAUCCCCUCUUACCUCAACCUACCUCGGCGAAAGCCACACCACGUACAUACGCAUGAGUUCCCGUGCCCCCCCGAUCUCGCGCAGCAACUCGGGAACCAAUAGUGGGUACAACUCUGGUUCUUCCUACUACGGGACGCCCUCGGGAAGCGGGAGGGUGGAGCCGGUCGUUUGGGAGAUCAAAGGCCAUGCGACUGGUAUAGGAGAAGACCUGACAGAAGGGAGUGGAGGUGGGGAUACGUUGAGAAUGGGGGCGGACGGUACGGUCAUUCCUGGCGCUGGAGCGGAGAGCAGCGGUAAACACAAAGCCAUCUGGCUGAUGGGUCGCCGCGUUGGUGAAGGAGCUACGGACGAACAACAGUCCCACGACGCGUUUAUGGAGGUGAAGCUGGAGAAUGAGCGUUUACAAGCCGAAUUACGCGACCUCCAGAUAGAGUACGGCGUCGACCCAUCAGAAAGACUCUACAGGGGCGGGGACGCCGGCUCCGACGCUUCUUCUCCUAGAUCCGAUACGACAGAACCUGUUACAGACGUCAAACGGAAAGGCAAAGCUGGCCGGCCGCCCAAGUCUGGCAUCAAACCCUCCGCUCUCGGGUCUGCCAAGAAGCAGAAAGCCGCGGGCAGGGAUGGGGUCAAAGACGGGGAGACAAUGUACGUUUGUGUCACGUGUGGGAGGACGGAUAGUCCAGAGUGGAGAAAGGGCCCGCUGGGACCAAAGACGCUUUGUAAUGCUUGUGGGCUGAGAUGGGCCAAGCGUAACGGGGCCAACAACAAGAAACCUCCAAAGCCCUAG